CUUGUAGUCGCGUUAUUGUUGUUGUUAAAGCGUCGGCUAUCUUCCUUUUCAUAUAUUUUUUUAUUUGUCCUCUCUCUCAAUCGGCAACAAAACCUAAAAAUUCCCUCCUUUUCCCAUUUUUUUCCUUUAAUCUCAACCCGUUCAAGUGGAUCUGUAGCUUAUCCAAAAUAUCAACAGUUAACUUAUUCUUUCUUCUCCAGUGAUCUUUUUGGUUGCAACUGAGAGUGGACAACACUACACAAAAGAAAAGGAGAAAAGUAAAAGCGGACAAUUGCAACUUGAAAUAUGCUGCAAGUUUUGUAGAAAAAAAUUUGAAAACUUUCUUUUUUUAAUACUGGAAAACUUUCCCCUCCUUUAAUAUUAAUUCAUCAACAAUUUUGUUUUACACAUCUUCCCUGUUGUGAAAAUAUAUUUAUUGUCCAUCAACUAAUCUAAAAUAUUUUUUUCAAUUCUCCGUUACCUCAACUGGCUUUGAGGAUAUAUAAGAGAUUAAAGGAGGUUCCGCGAAUAACUAACAAACUUUGCUUAAUUGAAAAUACAUCCCCUCUAAAUAGCCUUUCUAGGAUUUUUAUUCUGUUAAUUUUAUUGGAAUAAACGCUAUCACAUAGUUCUCCGCGCUUCUACAUUUCAUACCCCUCUAGAGCUGAUGUGAGACGUAGGUGACUGAAAUUUAAUUUAUCAAUUUCCCUAACAAAUAGGUAAAAGACAAGAAGCGAAUGUUCUAUAACGGGGAUGAGUAUCGAGUUAUUCGAAACCCGAGAUCAGACCCAUGGGAAAUUUUGAAUGCUCAAACCCGAUUUUUCUCAUAGGCCAGUUUCAGACUGGGACAAUUGUCUAAAAUUAAUUUUAAUUCUCAGAUACAUGUUGUUGAUCACUAGAACAAAUUUAACAAUUUCCCUAGCAUUUUUAAUUAUUUUAUUUAUUAUUUCCCACAAUUUCCCCUCUACAAUAUUAGCUGAUAAAUUAACAACAAAUAAAGCUUCCAUAGACGGUGAAAAAUUAAAAACUCAAUUACUAGAAAGUUUAAAUAGUUAUGGAAAAAUUAGAGGAAGUGAAGAAUUUUUGGAGCCUAUUGGAAAUAAAAAUCCAAAAAAAUUAUUUUUGGAUGCUCAAACUACUUUUAAAGGUUUUUAA
Messenger RNA from Meloidogyne enterolobii, 1134 nucleotides. NCBI's taxonomy places the organism in Eukaryota, Metazoa, Nematoda, Chromadorea, Rhabditida, Meloidogynidae. The record is from the annotation of a GenBank genome assembly.